GUGACGGAGUCGUGUCAAGCAUAGACUCUAGCAAAACCGUCGUUAUACCAAACAAGAAGAAGAAGUUUAAUCGGAAAGGAGGACCUGGCUCUCGCCGCUCUAAUUCACGGCAAGAUCGUAGAAAUGCACGCAGAGCAAAGAGACGUAGACGCAGAUGGAGAAUGACGCGCAGUCAGAGUCAGCAAGUUCUCCUAGCCGGAGCAAUGCUGAAGUUCAACAUAGGAACCUAAACAUGAAUCAGAUUGCACAAACUUUGGAGGCAAUGAGGAAAUAUUUCCAAGAGGAGGUGCCAAGAAAUCCCAAACCGCCAGCCUGGACGGUUGACAGUUUGAAGAAAAAUGGGGCAAAAGAAUUUUUAGGGGCAGAGUCCGAUGAAGGUGAAAAGGCAGAGUUUUGGUUAUAUCGGAUCAUGCGUGUACAUACCGACAUGCUGGUUCCAGAAGAGCAUCGAGUACGUUUGACCUUAGCCUUACCACAAGAUGAUGCAUACUACUGGUGGAGCAGUGUACCUGGCAAGCCGGAUCCUAUAACUUGGGAAUUCUUCGAGGAGGAAUUCAAAACAAAGUAUAUACCGCCCUGGUAUAUUGAAGCCCGACGACAAGAAUUCAUAGACCUGCGACAGGGUUCAAUGACCCUUGAUGCUUAUAACCAUAUGCACACUAAGCUGAAACGUUACGGGCCGGAAUUGGUGGCAACACCAAAACAAGAAUGCACUAAGUUCUUGUUAGGAAUGAACCCUAAGUUAAUGGGUUUGAUGGGAACUGCAACCACAGAUGAUUUCAAAGUCUUGUGGGCCCAGGCCCAAAAUGCUCAACUUUUGCUGAAUAGGAUCGAAAAGGUCAAUGAAAAGGAGACAUCGACAACUAUACCAUCAGGAGGAGCGAGGUCGGCCCCAACAACAGUUUCACACCCAACAACAUUCCCCGCACCAUCUGGGUCCAAGAGGAAUUUCAGUGGUCCGAAUAGCUCUCACUUCCAAAAGAAGGCAAAAUCUACUCAGAGUGUAAACCGCUCCCAAGCAGCUAGCAGCGCACCAAGAUUUGAACCUGCCCCGACUUGUGCUACCUGUGGAAAGGCGCACCGAGGAGAGUGUUGGCUUGCUAAGGGUUUGUGCUUGGGUUGCGGAAAGGGAGGCCAUUUUAAAAAGGAUUGCCCUACAAACCCCGGUCGGGUACUCUUCUCAAAGGGAGGAGAAAAACAGCAGUCAGCUCCGAAUCGUCCAAAGCCCACGACAAGCGGGUCUGUCAAUCAGAAAGGUGGACAAGCACCAGCUAGGACUUAUGCUAUGAUGGCACGUGAGGACCAAGCAGGUACCGAUGUAAUUACCAUUUUAAUUUCAUUAUGUGGGAGUGAGGUCCGAGCAUUAAUUGAUCCUGGAUCUACACUCUCGUACCUUUGUGCCAAAAUACCUGAGAUACCUGAUCUUGCGAGGGAGAGGUUAGUUCACCCGGUGAUCGUGUCUAACCCGCUCGGUCAUAGUAUGACACUGAGCUAUGUUUAUCGUCGUUGCCCUUUAUUCUCUAUGGGAAGACAAUUUGAUGCAGACCUUAUCGAGCUUCCUCAUAGGGAAUUCGAGGUCAUAUUGGGGAUGGAUUGGCUAACUGCACACAAAGCAAUCGUAGAUUGUGGGUCAAGGACUCUACAACUCAAAGCUGAAGAUGAAGAAAGAAUCCUGAUAACGGGUGACUUGCCACCAAGGGCACCGCAGUUCAUAUCGUUGAUGCAAGCAAAGAGACUGAAGAAGAAGAUGAAGAAAUUGAAGAAUGGAGCUCUCUGGUUCGUUCCCCUCUUCUCCUCUGUUGCGAUUCCUUGUCCAAUUUAUAGCCGGGAGGAAAACUUUCCGUUGGAGAGUUUUGAGUGAAGAGAGAGAACAAGGAGCCGUUGUUGACUUGAUUUGGAGAGCAAUUCAUGGCCGAACGUUGAAGGAGAGGCGUUACUGCCGAUUUGAAUAGGUCGCUGCUCCUCUCCUGGUCUUGCGCUAGCUUCAAUCGCAGGAAGCAUUUUUUUUUCUUCUUGCGUGAGUUUGAAUUGGGGAAGGAGACUUGGGCUUAUCUUUGUUUAAUUGAGUUGUUGAUGAUGGGUUUGGGCUCCGGUCCAAACUUAAUCUUCUCUUUUCAAACUUGAGCUGCAAUUUGGCCUUUUACUGCAAUUUAUUCCAAAACAAAUAGGAUAUCUGGUAACUUGGUUUAGGAAAAAUAAAAAUAUUAAAAUAAUAACAUUUUAAAAAAUGAUUAAAAACAACUAUUUUUGAAUGGAAAUAAAAGGUUUAUAAUAAU
Messenger RNA from Cuscuta campestris, 2276 nucleotides. The record is from the annotation of a GenBank genome assembly. Lineage: Eukaryota; Viridiplantae; Streptophyta; Magnoliopsida; Solanales; Convolvulaceae.